AUGGCGAAGGCUUACCCGGAGUUAUGCGCGUCAACACACGGAUCGGCAAAGAAAACAAAGGAACAAAUGUUACAUGAUACCUUUUUGGGAGCUAUUGACAAUGCAAUGAGUCGAAAGAUAAAGAGCGACAGUAAACAUCGAGAUUUAAAUUUAACACAACUUUCUGAAGAAUUAGAUCGGCUCGAGCUAAUUUAUAAAACAACAGUACCAAAAGUAAACCUCGAAGUAAACAAUUUCAAAACGACAGGGGAAGCAGACGAAAUAUCGUUAAGAAAGAUAAUCAGAGAAGAGGUAGCAGCCGCCCUAUCCAAAGAAAACGAUGGAAGUCGGGAAACGGAGGACGAAACAAAACGUACGGUCGGGUUCGUUGGAAAGAAAAAUUUCCCGCCAAAACCUAGGAAAUUUCCCGCCAAAACCGGUAAAAAUCAAGCGUGUUUCCACUGCCAGUCGCCUGAACAUUUUCGGAAAGACUGUCCAUUUAAAGAUCUUUGUCAACGCUGCUGGCAAAAGGGCCAUACAGCACCAUCUUGCCAUGCUACAAGCCCUCGCCCUUCGCCGUCUUUAAACUCCAAGGCGGCUGGGAACAAUCGUCAGCAAAAAUAA
Molecule: messenger RNA, 603 nt
Organism: Paramuricea clavata
Lineage: Eukaryota; Metazoa; Cnidaria; Anthozoa; Malacalcyonacea; Plexauridae
Source: the annotation of a GenBank genome assembly